This is a messenger RNA of Glycine soja, 1211 nucleotides long. Its product is annotated as transcription factor MAMYB. Lineage: Eukaryota; Viridiplantae; Streptophyta; Magnoliopsida; Fabales; Fabaceae. The transcript has a single exon. The coding region runs from base 15 to 962 and encodes 315 amino acids. Gene Ontology annotation, biological process: regulation of translational fidelity; 'de novo' cotranslational protein folding. Gene Ontology annotation, cellular component: cytosol. The record is from RefSeq and is a predicted model, not a curated record. Gene Ontology annotation, molecular function: Hsp70 protein binding; ribosome binding.
GAAUUUGCCCUUUUAUGUUUGUUCGCGUUUCCGUUUCAAGUGUUUGCGAGAGAAUGGAGUUCCUGGACGAGGACGCAAGGCCAAGGUUCGUGUUCCAGUCCGGUGCAGCUGCGAGGAGCAGCGAGCCACCGCACCCGAUCCACAAACCUACCAAGCCAUUCCUCUUCGCCACCGUUUCCCUCUCCUCACUCUUCCUCACUCUCUCCCUCUUCUUCCUCGAAGCGGAGCCCUUCAAAUCGCUCCUCUUCUGGCUCGCACUCUCUCUCCUCGUUGGCCCCUUCGCCCCUCCCUCCAUCACUGGCGGCGACGUCCGCGUCGGCCGCGGCGAGGUCGUCAACUUCCCCGAUCCGGAGCCCGAGCCCGACGAGGACGCCAGUAGGAAGUCCUCACAACGGCGAUCCAGACAGCGGAGGGCCGAGGAAGCCGCCGCCGUAGGCCCGGUGGUUUCCGUCAGCGCGGCGGAGAAGAGAAAAGAAUCUUCUGGAAUCGAGAAGCGUGCGACGGUGGUGGAGGAGGAGAAGGGGUGGAGCGAGGAGGAUGUGGAGGUGCUGAAGAAGCAGAUGGUGAAGAAUCCGGUGGGGAAGCCAGGGAGGUGGGAGGCGAUAGCGGCGGCGUUCGGGGGGAGGCACGGAGUGGACAGUGUGAUAAAGAAAGCGAAGGAAUUGGGAGAGAAGAGAGUGGAUGAUUCGGAGUCGUAUGCGUUGUUUUUGAAGAAGAGGAAAGCGUUGGAUAAGAGGGUUGUGGAGGAGAAUGCGGAUGAGGGUGAGAAAGUUGUUGAUAAUGGUUGGAGUUCUGCUGAGGAUAUCGCGUUGCUGAAUGCUUUGAAAGCGUUUCCUAAGGAAGUUUCCAUGAGGUGGGAAAAGGUUGCUGCUGCGGUUCCCGGGAGAUCCAAGGCUGCUUGCAUUAAAAGAUUCGCCGAAUUGAAGAAAGGGUUUCGGACUGCAAAAGCUGCAGCCGAGUGAGCACUGAACACUCUCAAAGGGAUCAUUUUUUUGUUUGAUUUUGAUAUGUUAAGGUAAAUGGAUUCAUCGACUUGUAACUUAAACAUAAUUUUUUGUUUCUAGCUAUUUUGAGUUAUGAUUUAUGUUGGCCUCCUUCUAGGUGACACUCAAAUUGUGGUUGUGUAACUUUAUAAAAUGCAAUGAACCGAUCGAGAUUGUGUAUUCGGGAUCUCUUAUAGUGCGAAUAAAUAUUUAAUAUUUCGACUUGAA